AUGGGUAGCCAAAACCUUGAGUUCCACGUCUUCUUGUUCCCUUACAUGGGUCGCGGCCACAUACCGAUCUCAGAUAUGGCCAAGCUAUUCGCAGCGCAAGGAGCGAGGACAACCAUAGUCACAACUCCUCUCAACGCUUCAACAUUCUCCAAAGCCACUCAGUCAAGCAAAACCAAUUCCGGCAGCGUCAAAGUCGAAAUCAAAACCAUCAAGUUCCCUUCUGUAGAAGCCGGUCUGCCAGAUGGUUGUGAGAAUCUCGACUCACUCCCCCCACCAGAUGGUUGUGGACAUCAGUUGGAUCCAUCCCCGCCGUACCUGAGGUGCAGGCAUUGCAAAGAGCGGCUGCUGAGGGGCGUUCAGACGCUGACCUGCGUCUUCUGCGGCAGAGAACACUGCAAGGACCUCCCUCCCGACCCCAUCAAUUUCCGGGAUACUUUUGGGUACCGUUGGCUGCUCCAGUACCUGAGCUUAAGUGGAUCGGAGAUAGUGGAUUUACCUGUUGGAGCAAAUGAAUUAAACAGAACACAGACUGCGCGGAAGGAUGAGUUAAGUCUGGCUGAUCUCUUAAAUCUUGAAAUAAAAUGGACCUCUAAGCCAGAGAAAAUUGAGACUGAUCUCCCAAAUGAGAUCCCUAAUCUGCUCAAAUUACCAGAUUUGGCUGGAGUCAAUCUCGACAACUUUUUCUUAGAAGGAAAGAAAGGUGGUGCUUUGAGUAAUUCCGAAGAGUUGUUCAGGUCUAGCACACAGAUUGUCGGUAAAGAGCGUUUCCAAGGUCAUGAAACUCUUAGGUUGUUUGAGAAUGUAAAGCCUUUUGAGACAGUUGUGCAGACUACUGAAGGAGAGAGUGGUGAUUCUGGUUGGGCGGCAAGUUUUCAGUUUGCUGCUUCUGAAUCACAAGCUUCUGGAAACCUUCCUCAAGCUUCUGAAACCCUUCCUCCGGCCUCUGGAAACCUUCCUCAAGCUUCUGAAAUCCUUCCUCGAGCUUCUGAAAACCUCCCUCAAGCUUCUGAAAGCUUUCCCCAAGAAUCAAAAUCCCUUGACCGCUUUGUGGGUUCCACGGUGGAUCUUUCUGCCUACAUAGGCACAGUAUUUGGAUCUGUAGUGGACUCAAUGAAUGAAAAAUCAAACCAUAGUGUGACUGGGUCUGCAUCCAUGUCCUCCAACUGGUUUCAAGAUGAUCUGUUGGGCGUUUCCAACUCUGGGUUUCUUGAGGGCCUGAACGGUUGGAAAUCCUUGCUGAGGUGAGGGGUGGAAUAGCUGAAAAUGUGAAUAACUCUUUUCCUGAUGGCGUCGAUUGGGUUCAAGACAACCAAUUGCAGAUCAUUAGCAACAAGGAUCUUGAUAGUAAGACUACUUUGGAGAAUGAUGAUUCGUUUGAUGCUUGGAAUGAUUUCGCAAGCUCGAGUAAUGCACCAAAUAUUGUGGAUAGUUCUGUUAAACAAAAGUGGUGUGGAUUGGGUUCAAGACAACCAAUUGCAGACCACUAGCAACAAGGCUCUUGAUAAUAAGACUACUGACGCGGAUGGUGAUUCAUUUGAUGCUUGGAAUGAUUUUGCUAGCUCGAAGAAUGCAUCAAAUCUUGCAGAUAAUUCUGUAAAACAAAGUAUUAAUCAGACGACAUCUGUUGACCAUACUUCAGAAACAAAUUUGUUCGGCACUAGCAGCUCCAGUGACUUGGAUUUUGGUAGCUUUUUGCAACCAGAUUUCUCACCAGGAGCAUUGAACAGUUCCAACAGUUCAACUGUAGUGGAUAGAGUGCACCUAGAGCCUUCUGUAUUAGACAGGUGCUUAUAUAAGCCAACAUUUAUCGGUGCUAUUAUAGCUGCAGAAUCCUGUUUCGAAUCACCGUGGAAUGCUAAUUUGCCGUUUUCAAUAAUGUAAUACGUGAAGCUUCAUGGAAACUGCUUGUGCUCGUUCUUUAAAGAACCUAUGUUAACUCCUUCUUCUGUUGCGUGUUUAGGUUGGCUGAUGCAAGCACUAACGAUGGCAAAAAAUCUGAAGAUGUGGUGGAGGGCGGAGAUGUUUCCAGCGUAAGAGCAGGGUCAAAAUCUGACGAUGUGGAGAGAAUAAUGUCAGAGAUGCAUGAUCUCUCGUUUAUGCUCGAAAGCACUCUUUCAAUCCCUCCCAAGUAAGACGGAUUACAUCCGCCCUCUAAAGAUUGAGACGUAAUUUAUUUAUGUGUUUUUAUCAUGCAAUGUUUGUUGUGCAUCAUGUAAUUCUAGUUUUAUAUGUUCCAUUUGUUCACAAUUUUGUAUUUUA
Malus domestica (apple) is the source of this 2259-nucleotide messenger RNA. The record is from RefSeq and is a predicted model, not a curated record. NCBI's taxonomy places the organism in Eukaryota, Viridiplantae, Streptophyta, Magnoliopsida, Rosales, Rosaceae.